AUGUUAUUUGGUUUUGUCCUAUCACGUAGUCUUUCGAAUUUGAUCGGAGCAUUGUAUCCUGCUUUUAAAUCAUUUCAAGCUUUAAAAAGUGCUGGUGAAGAUGAUGACAAACAAUGGCUCACUUAUUGGAGUGUCUAUGCUUUUGUCAUUACUUUUGAAUGCUUUUUUGAAUGGUUGAUUUAUUGGAUUCCUUUCUAUUUUGAAGCCAAGAUUAUUUUCUUGGUGUGGUUGAUUUUCAAUGUCAAUACAAAAUUCGGAGGAGCUCACUUUGUUUAUUCGUGCUAUAUUGAACCAUUCCUUGAAAGUAGAGAAAAAGUUAUUGAUGAAAUUUUGAAUCAAAUGGGUCUAUCGUUUUUGGAUUUGUCAUCAAAAAAGGUGACAACAACCGAGCAAACAACAGAAUCAAAUAAGGACAAGUAA
Molecule: messenger RNA, 420 nt
Organism: Naegleria lovaniensis
Lineage: Eukaryota; Heterolobosea; Eutetramitea; Acrasida; Naegleriidae
Exons: 3
Coding region: 1-420 (139 amino acids)
Source: RefSeq, a predicted model, not a curated record